This is a messenger RNA of Passer montanus (Eurasian tree sparrow), 774 nucleotides long. RefSeq names its product histone H2A-beta, sperm-like. Gene Ontology annotation, molecular function: protein heterodimerization activity; DNA binding; structural constituent of chromatin. The coding region runs from base 215 to 634 and encodes 139 amino acids. NCBI's taxonomy places the organism in Eukaryota, Metazoa, Chordata, Aves, Passeriformes, Passeridae. The transcript is spliced from 2 exons. The record is from RefSeq and is a predicted model, not a curated record. Gene Ontology annotation, cellular component: nucleosome.
GUUUGUGUUUGGGUGCAGGUUGUAGCAAGGCGCAGAGUGGGGAAAAAAUAAGACUUUUUGAAGCUCUUUCCUCAGGACAAGCACAAGCUUUCUCCUUGACGUGGAAGAGCAGAACUGACCUUGCUGUUGCCUCCUCUUGCUGUCCAUUAGCUGUAGCCCAAGCACCCAAGUGUUUUGAAGACCUCCAGCCCUCUGUGUCUCCUCGCCUGUCGGAAUGUCUGGACGUGGAAAGAAACACGCAGUGGCUGGCAGCCCUAGAAGUGCCUUGAAGAAAAGCAAAUCAGCCAGGGCAGGUCUGCAGUUCCCUGUGGGCCGUGUCCAUAGGCUCCUGCAGAGAGGGAAGUACGCUGACAGGAUUGGCUCUGGCGCUGCCGUCUACCUGGCUGCAGUGAUGGAGUACGUGACAGCAGAGGUCCUGGAGCUGGCAGGCAACACUGCCCGUGACAACAGGAAGACAAGGAUCCUGCCCAGGCACAUUCAGCUGGCUGUGAGAAAUGAUGAGGAGCUGAACAAGCUCUUUGCCUGUGUGACCAUUCCUCAAGGUGGAGUUAUGCCAAAUAUCCUUUCUCAGCUCCUUCCGAAGAAAACUAGUGGAAGUGUUGCUGCUUCUCAAGACUAUGGUGGUAGCCAGUGAGACUUGCUUUUCCUGGUCUGAUCUGUGCAGCUAUGGAUGCUGGGGCUCAGUGCCACUAAUUUGUAUGUGUUUACUUCUUUGUCAAGUAUUUUGCCUGCCAAUUUUAAGGCAUUUUUAAAAUGUGUAAUAAAGUUUCUGGA